GCCCGCCUCACCUGCGCCAGCCUCCGCUGCGCUCGCGGCCGGGGGGCGGCGCCCAGCGGCCCCGUUACCAGGCAACGGGCUGCCCGGGCGCGAAGCGGCGGAGCCGGAUGCGUGGGGGAGGCAGUUGGGAGAGAGGCCUUGAACAGCAGACAUGAGCCCCGAAAGGCAUCCUGAGGAAGGGGACGACGUCGACUCCGUUCUCCUGUCAGCGGCUAAGAUCCUCAAGUCCUCCGAGGGAGGAAAGGAAGGUGGCGGCAGCGACGCAGAAUAUGGCUGCUUAUCAGAGUCAGAAAAUCAAAUCCAACCACAAUCAGCAUUGAAAGUCCUUCAGCAUCAGUUGGAGUCAUUUCAGGCUCUGCGAAUGCAGACUUUGCAGAAUGUCAGCAUGGUACAAUCUGAAAUCAGCGAAAUAUUGAACAAAAGUAUUAUUGAAGUAGAAAACCCACAGUUUGGCUCAGAAAAAAAUCUAGCAUUCAGCACACACAAUGAAAAGGAUUUGGAAGAAUGGGCUGACAGAGGUGAAAAUAAGGAAAUUCCUGUCCUGAAAACCUUGAAAGAUCCUAAAGAGAAGCAAGAAGUCACUUCUGUGGAGAAAAUCCAUCAUUUUGAGGAUUUCAGAACUCUUCAUUCAAAGGAAGAAAAAUUCAGCAGCGACAGUGUUAACAGUCUCUCUCAAUGUAUAAAUGUUCCAACCCAGAUACAUCCCAAGGAUAUAUUAACUCUGAGAACUUCAAAAGAUAAUUCAGCUUCAAACAUAAUUAUGAAUCCUUCAGAAAAUUCUGACAUGUUGAAAAAUCAUAACAACUUUUAUAGCUUUCUACCUUCUGUGCCUCAACAUGUGACAUCUCAAGCUGACCCAGGAAUUCUGGAUAAAUCCACAAUUACUGUGCCUUUUCUCAACCAUGGAUUUUGUGCAAAUUUAGAUGAUAUUUGCCACUCUAUCAAACAAAUGAAGGAAGAGCUUCAAAAGUCACAUGAUAGGGAACUAGCACUUACAAAUGAACUUCAAAUUUUAAAAACUGAUACAAAUAUUCAAAGUAGUGGUAAAUAUGACCUGUCCCCCAUACACAAGGAAAGAACUAACUUUAUUAAGGAAGAAAACAUGGAAGGUAAUUUAAAUGAAGAUAUAAAAUCAAAGAGAAUUUCAGAAUUAGAGGCAGUAGUCAACAGAUUACUCCCAUUCAGGGAAACAGUGUCAAAACUCCACUUGAAUUUUUGUAGGAAAUGCAAAAAAUUAUCUAAAAGUGAAAUACACAGAGGAAAGAAGAGUGAGAAGAACAAUAAAGAAAUUCCCAUUACUGCUAUUACAGAUUUAAAAUUCCAUUCCAGAGUUCCUAGACAUACACUGUCUUUCCUUGACCAAAUGAAACAUGAAAUGAAAGACAAACAGAGGCAACCAUUUGUAGUACAACAAGGAUCAAUAAUAUUUGAAAAUGAGAAGACAUCCAAAAUCAAUUCCGUUACUGACCAAUGUGUUGCAAAAAUUCAAUACUUACAGAAUUACCUAAAAGAAUCUAUGCAGAUACAGAAAAAAGUAACCGAACUGGAGAAUGAAAAUCUAACCCUUAAGACCAAAAUUAAACCUCUAGUCAUUACCAUGCAAUCUCUGAUACAGAAAGUUGAAACUUAUGAAAAUCAAAUUAAGAAUUUAGUUGAAGAAAACAGUACCAUUCAGUCCAAGUUAAUUAAAGCAGAAGAUGAUGGCAAAGAAUGUCUUAAAGAAUUUAAAAAAAUAAUUAGUAGAUAUAAUGUUCUUCAAGGCCAAAAUAAAACUCUAGAGGAAAAAAAUAGUCAACUUUCUAUAGAGAAGCAACAAAUGAUGGACGCAUUGGAUCAACUAAAAAGUAAGGAUCAUAAAACUCAAAAUGAUAUGGCCAUUAUCAAUAAUGAAAAUAAUCGAAUGAAUAUAGAAAUGGAAGCAAUGAAAACAAAUAUUCUAUUGAAACAAGAGGAGAAAGAAAUGUUAGAGAAGAAAACAUUCCAGCUUCUAAAGGAAAAAAGCUCACUUGAAAAUGAAAUGAAAGAAAAUAAACUAGAGAUCAUGCAGCUAAGAGAGAAAGAAAGAUUGGCAAAAACUGAACAAGAGACACUUUUACAAAUAAUAGAAACAGUGAAAAAUGAAAAACUAGAUCUUGAAACAGCACUACAAGAAUCUACUGCUGCUAGAAAAAUGAUGGAAAGAGAAAUUGAGAAUAUUCAGGCCUACCAAUCUACUGCAGAAGAGAAUUUUCUGAAAGAAAUUAAAAAUGCAAAAUCAGAAGCAAGUAUAUAUAAGAAUAGCUUAUCAGAAAUUGGCAAGGAAUGUGAAAUGUUAUCAAAAAUGGUAAUGGAAAUUAAGACAGAUAAUCAGAUUCUAAAAGAAGAACUAAAGAAACAUAGUCAAGAAAAUCUGAAAUUUGAAAACAGUAUCAGUAGGCUUACUGAAGAUAAAAUACUUUUAGAAAACUAUGUAAGAAGCAUAGAAAAUGAAAGAGACACCUUGGAAUUUGAGAAACGGAAUCUUCAGCGAGAGUAUUUAAGUUUAAGUGAUAAAAUCUGUGCUAAGCAGAAUGACCCAUCAAAAUCAGCUUACAUCUCAAGAAGAGAGAAAUUCCAUUUUGACAACUAUGAUACUUAUGAAGACACUUCUAGUCCUAGAAGUAGGCCUUUACCUCCUGAUGUGAAAGGAAUUCCAAGUAAACUCUAUCAAUUGCUUCCAUCCAAGAUAUGUAAAUAAACGUCCAAAAUCAAUGUUUCAAAAAA
Oryctolagus cuniculus (rabbit) is the source of this 2742-nucleotide messenger RNA. It is a transcript of the gene CCDC110, whose product is annotated as coiled-coil domain containing 110. Lineage: Eukaryota; Metazoa; Chordata; Mammalia; Lagomorpha; Leporidae. Gene Ontology annotation, cellular component: cytoskeleton. The record is from RefSeq and is a predicted model, not a curated record.